AUGUCCGCCAAGUCCAUCCUCGAGGCAGACGGCAAGGCCAUCCUCAACUACCACCUCACCCGCGCCCCCGUCAUCAAGCCCACGCCGCUGCCCCCGGCCGCCACACACAACCCCCCGCCCAAGCUUGCGUCGCUGCACUUUGCCGCCGACGAGGAUGUCAAGGGCGUCCUCGACCAGGCCGAGGCCACAUACCCGUGGCUGCUGACGCCCGGCUCCAAGUUUGUUGCAAAGCCAGAUCAGCUCAUCAAGAGGCGAGGCAAGAGCGGCCUGCUGGCCCUCAACAAGACGUGGGCCGAGGCUCGCGCGUGGAUCGAGGAGCGGGCAGGAAAGUCGCAGCGCGUCGAGACGGUCGACGGUGUCCUGAGGCAGUUCCUGGUCGAGCCCUUUGUGCCCCACCCCCAGGAUACCGAGUACUACAUCAACAUCAACUCUGUGCGAGAGUGGCGGCAUACGUGGAAAAGACAUGUUUGGGUGCUCGAGCGGGAGCCUGCACCCAGGUGCGAACGGGACGCAAGGUUUGGCUCAAGCACACGGGCGCCUGGCCUGCUUUUGUUUGAAGGCCGGCCGGACGAAGGGAACGAUGUCCGACCCACUUCUGCAAAGCACCAACUCCCUUGCGAUACGCACGUCCACUGUCACAUGCCAAAUUUCCCUGCUUUGCCAGCGUAUUACGUUGCUGUACCAGCAUUUCUCACUCACCGGCCCUUGGUGUUGCGGCUCUUGCCAGCGGCACCUGGUGACUGGAUCCUCUUCACCCACGAGGGCGGUGUCGAUGUCGGCGACGUCGACGAGAAGGCUGAGAAGCUGCUCAUCCCCGUCGACCUCAAGGAGUACCCUUCCAACGAGGAGAUUGCCGCUACUCUCCUGAAGAAGGUCCCCGAGGGUGUACACAACGUCCUCGUCGACUUCAUCUCAAGGUUAUACGCCGUCUACGUCGACUGCCAGUUCACCUACCUCGAGAUCAACCCCCUCGUUGUCAUUCCCAACGAGGACAAGACGUCUGCCGCGGUCCACUUCCUCGACCUGGCUGCCAAGCUCGACCAAACUGCAGAGUUCGAGUGCGGUGCCAAGUGGGCCAUUGCUCGCAGCGCAAAUGCCCUCGGCACACCAGCUGCGCCUGCAAAGGACGGCAAGACGACCAUCGAUGUCGGUCCCCCGAUGGAGUUCCCUGCUCCUUUCGGUCGUGAGAUGAGCAAGGAAGAGGCAUACAUUGCCGAGAUGGACGCCAAGACUGGUGCUUCCCUCAAGCUGACCAUCCUCAACGCCACUGGCCGUGUCUGGACCCUUGUUGCUGGUGGUGGUGCGUCGGUCGUCUACGCCGACGCCAUCGCCUCUGCUGGUUUCGCUAGUGAGCUCGCCAACUACGGUGAGUACUCUGGUGCCCCCACAGAGACCCAGACCUUCCACUACGCCCGCACCGUCCUCGACCUCAUGCUUAGGGCACCCAAGCACGACGAGGGCAAGGUUCUCUUCAUCGGUGGCGGUAUUGCCAACUUCACCAACGUCGCCUCGACGUUCAAGGGUGUCAUCCGCGCCCUCCGGGAAGUUGCUCCCCUUCUCAUUGAGCACAAUGUCCAGAUCUGGAUCCGCCGUGCUGGUCCCAACUACCAGGAAGGUCUCAAGAACAUCAAGAGCGUCGGCCAAGAGCUCGGCCUCAACAUGCACGUCUACGGCCCUGAGAUGCACGUCUCGGGUAUCGUGCCAUUGGCCCUCAUCCCCGGCAAGACGACGGAUAUCAAGGAGUUCUCUGGUUAA
Messenger RNA from Exserohilum turcica Et28A, 1755 nucleotides. RefSeq lists its product as uncharacterized. The record is from RefSeq and is a predicted model, not a curated record. Lineage: Eukaryota; Fungi; Ascomycota; Dothideomycetes; Pleosporales; Pleosporaceae. Bases 1 to 1755 code for a protein of 584 amino acids. The transcript has 5 exons.